GCCCACAAAUUAGACUACAUGGUCCGAGUUUGAAGUGUGAAAAGAGAUGAAGUUUUGACCAUGUUAAGUUACGAUGGCAUUAGUUUUGCUAGUAUUUGUACUGCUUCUUCCAAUGCUAUACCGGUGUCACCCAACAGGAAUUCCAAAGGAUAUAAGAAGAGAAACAAUAAAGGAAAUAGUGUUUCCAAAGAGACUAAAUUCUUAUGAUAAUCAUGAUAAUCACAUUAAUAAAAGGAGUACUCGUAAUAACCAAAAAAUUGUGUCUUAUUCCAUAUCAGCGUUUGGAAAUGAUUUUUUACUAGAUCUUACUUUUACAAAGGAUAUAAUACCUAAUAAUUAUGUUGUGCAAACUUUUGGUGACAACUUUACUCGAAUAGAGGACAAAAGCUCCGACCAGGAGCAGUGUUUCUAUCGUGGAAGUAUUCAGAAUGCUGGCCCCUCGUGGGCAGUAUUCAACUUAUGCAAUGGCCUGCUUGGUUCAUUUCAUGCACAUGGUGAACAUUUCAUUGUUGAACCAUUCACAGAAAGUGAUUCUUCUAAAGGAGAUACAAAUGCUCAUUACAUUUACAGACAUUCACAUCCAGUUAAGCCACAGUCAGACUGUGGUGUAAAAGAAGAUUAUAAGCAUACAAAAAGAAAGGGAGAAGAGAAUUCUAGUUUAAAUGACAAUAAUUUUAAUUCAUCUGUGAUGUUAGAAUCUAAUUCUUCAUAUUAUAAAAGUAACAAUAGUGCUCAUCAUAUUCAUAAACGUUCCACGUCAUAUAAACGUUAUGUGGAAGUUAUGAUUGCUGCAGACUAUCAUAUGCAACAGUAUCAUGGCAGCAAUUUACAGCGUUACAUAUUAACAUUAAUGGCAAUCGUAUCCAGUAUAUAUCAUGAUGAUUCUAUAGAAAAUUUCAUCAAUAUAGUUGUAGUAAAAAUUGUACAGUUUGAAUCUGAACAGAAUGGACCUAAAAUAUCAACAAAUGCACACAAAACAUUGGAAGAAUUUUGCAAGUGGCAGCAUAUACAAAAUGAAGAUAGCGAUGAUCAUCCAUAUCAUUAUGAUACUGCAGUAUUACUAACCAGACAAGAUAUUUGUCGGGCGCCCAAAAAAUGUGAUACUUUAGGUUUAGCAGAAGUAGGGACCAUGUGUGACCCGCUAAAAAGUUGUUCCAUUAUAGAAGAUAAUGGAAUUAGUUCAGCUUAUACCAUUGCUCAUGAAUUAGGCCAUGUAUUUAAUUUACCUCAUGAUGACCAGCCUCCAUGUCUGAAAUACAAUAAAAGAGAUACUAGGAACAAUGUGAUGGCACCAACACUUGACCACAAUAUUAGUCCUUGGUCCUGGUCUCGAUGCAGUGCACUUCUACUUACAAAAUUUAUUGAUGCAGGUUUCACGGAAUGUUUGUUAGACAAGCCAACAGAAACAAAAUAUAUCCAACCAGUACAUCAUGGAGAACAAGUAUCUAAAUAUUACAAUGUCAACAGGCAAUGUCAACUGUCUUUUGGAAAAGAUUAUGCUAUCUGUCCAUUCAUGGCGGAUGAUUGUGGAAAGCUAUGGUGUACAGAUUUAAAGGACACAUACAAGAAAUGUAGGACUUUGCAUAUGCCCUGGGCAGACGGAACUGAUUGUGGAUCUAACAGGUGGUGCUGGCAUGGUGAAUGUAGAUACAAGAAGAGCUAUAAACCUAUAGAUGGGGGUUGGGGAAAGUGGGAGGAGUAUGGUGAUUGUUCAAGGUUGUGUGGAGGAGGCAUAAGAACCUCUAUCAGGAAAUGUAGCAGUCCAAGACCGUCCAAUGGAGGAAAGUAUUGUAUAGGUCGUAGAACAAGAUACAGAUCCUGCAAUCUUAAGGAUUGUCCACCUGGUUCUGAGGAUUUCCGUCAGAUGCAGUGUGCAGCUUUCAAUAACUCUGCCAAAAUUCAGGGCUUGCCGUCAACUGUUCAUUGGAUACCAAAAUAUUCUGGAAUAAGAUUGAAAGACUCUUGUAAACUGUACUGCCAAGCUUCACAUACAAGUGCUUAUUAUCAACUGAAGGACAAAGUUAUUGAUGGAACCAAAUGUAGACCAGACUCUUAUGAUAUAUGUGUCAAUGGAAAAUGUAUGAAAGCUGGCUGUGACAAUCGACUUGGCUCUGACAUGAAAGUGGACAGAUGUGGAAUCUGUGGAGGGGACAAUUCUACUUGUCAUACAAAGAAAAUCUCUAAUACGUUUAAUAAUGUGGUUUAUGGUUAUAAUAUCGUUCACAAGUUUCCAGUAGGGGCAAGAGACAUUAAAGUCAAACAGAAAGGUUAUAUGAAUCUUAAAGAGGAUGAAACCUAUUUAGCUUUGCAGAAUUCAACUGGCGCGUUUAUACUUAAUGGAAAGAAGGUGAUAGAUAGUGCAGUGACCAAAAUAAAGGCAGCAGGGACCAUUAUAGAGUAUAGUGGAUCUGAUACUGUGAUAGAAAUGAUCAAUGCUUCUGGACCAAUCAAAGAUACUAUCACAUUACUGGUUCUGUCAGUAGGGAAAGUAAAUCCACCCAAUGUAGACUACUCAUAUGCAUUCUCUGUUGAUACCAAAUACGUAUACAGAUACCAAGAAAUGUGGAGUGAAUGUAGUCAUCUCUGUAAUGGAAAGCGAACACGUUCAGCCGUUUGUAUAAGUGAUGAUGAUAACCGAAUGGUUGUUUCUGAUAGUAAAUGUACUAGAUUAAGGAUACCAAAACCACCAAAUCAACAGAGAAGAUGUAACUUUGAUUGCUCAUUAAGAUGGAAUACAGAAAAAGAGGAAUGUUCAGUAAGAUGUGGUGAAGGUGUGGCAAAACAGAAUGUGUAUUGUGUAAAAUCUACAUACUACACACAAACACAUGUAGAUCUUACACAUUGUGACCAUCUAAGUCCACGCCCAGGAGACAUGGUAACCUGUAUGGGGAGAUGUGAUCCUACUCAUUGGGAAUACUCACCAUGGUCAAAGUGUACCCAGACAUGUGAUGGAGGUAUUCAGACACGUACAGCAUGGUGUACUAAUGUCAGUCGACGUAAACUACCAGAGAAAGAUUGUCAAGCAUCAGAAAAAAUUCUUACCAAGAUUUGUAAUGAUGAACCAUGUGCUGUGUGGAGAACAUUUUCCUGGUCAGGGUGUUCAUCAACUUGUGGGUCAGGAACAAGACAUAGAGAUGUUCAUUGUUACCAGAGGGAGAAGAAGAUUGAAGAUGGAUUCUGUAAUCAUAGACGUAUGCCAUCUACAAGUGAACCCUGUAACCUGAAUCCCUGUCCAGUUUGGAAGACAGGACCAUGGGGACAAUGUUCAGUUACAUGUGGAUUAGGGAUUGCAAAACAAGAUAUAUAUUGCCGAUCUGUCAGAGAUGAAAUCCUGAAGGAUGAUAUUUGUGAUCCCUCUAGUAAACCAUAUGGCGUAAAGGCAUGUGACACUGGGGCAUGUCCAACUACCACGACCACAACAACAACUACCACAACCCUCCCCACUACUACUACAACCACGCCCACUACAACAACAACACCAACUACUACCAUGGCAACAAGUACUACAACAACCCAAGCUCCUAUGUUACUAGCAGUACCAGUACCAGUACCAGUUCAAUGGAAACAUACUGAUUGGUCAGAAUGUUCAUCUACCUGUGGCAAAGGUACAAGAAGUAGACUGGUUUACUGUGAGAACAACCAGGGCCAGUCUAGAUUGAAGUCAUCCUGUAGCCACUUGAUAGAGCCACCUACAACAGAGAUGUGUAUGGACAAACCAUGUGGUGUGUGGAGAUCUGGGGAUUGGGGAGAGUGUACACAAACUUGUGGAGAAGGGGAAGAAGUGCGAUUUGUUGCCUGCUUACUUCCUGGACGUCAGCGUGGUCAGGAAUCUGAAUGUGAACUAGAAACAAAACCCGAUUCUGUACGGAAGUGCCAUCGAGCAGACUGUCCUGGUACCCGAUAUAUCAGUGGAGGUGGAGCUCAUUGGAGAACAGGUCCUUGGUCAGGGUGCUCAGCGUCCUGUGAAAGCGGUAUGCAGAGGAGACAGGUUGUUUGUCAAGAUGAGUUUGGCCUCAGUGACCGCUGUGAUCAGACAACCAGACCAACUGAAGUACAAGCUUGCAACACUGGAGCAUGUCCUGCAUGGAAUACUGGAGUUUGGACUGAGUGUUCCCUAUCAUGUGGACAGGAUGGCAUUCAGACUCGUCGUGUUUUGUGUCAGCUACCCAAUGGUCAUGUCCUGUCAGAUGGUCAAUGCAACAUGACAGUCAGGCCUCCAUACCAGCAGCUAUGUAACAAAGGUCAAUGUAGCACUAAACGUAGAUGGCGCAUCAGUCAGUGGUCCUCGUGUUCAGUAAGUUGUGGAAGAGGCCAUCAUCAAAGGGAGAUAACUUGUAUAGAUGAUGAAGGCAAUCAUCAUCCAGACACGGAAUGUCAUGGCACAAAACCUAGAGAAUCACAAUACUGUCACAUGGGUAGAUGUCCAAGAUGGUACGGUGACAAAUGGAGCAAGUGUUCAGUUAGUUGUGGAGAAGGCAUCAGAGUAAGAAACAUCACUUGUAAAGUUAAAAGAUACCAGACAGUCGAUCCUAAACUAUGUGAGGGAAAAAGGAAACCAAGAGUUCUUAGAACAUGUCAGAGGAAAACCUGUUCCAACUAUUACUGGAAAACAGAUAACUGGUCACAGUGUUCUCAGACCUGUGGUUUUGGUAUGAAAACCCGGAGAGUGAAAUGUGUGAGACGUGAUGGCUACCAUGUUCCUGACAAUCGAUGUAAUAGAGAUAAAAAACCGAAAGUCAAGAGACGUUGUAGUGAAUUUCCAUGUCCUUAUUUCUGGAACACCUCACCUUGGACUUCGUGUGAUAAAACUUGUGAUGAAGGUGCCCAACAAAGACAGGUAGUUUGUCAGGCUGUGACUAAAGAAGGUUGGAUAUUGCCAGGAGAAGUACCGUAUGGCUGUCGAAAGGAGGAAGAGCCACCACGAGUCCAAACAUGUAACUUAGGCAAUUGUGAUGGUUAUCGUUGGGUUGUAGGAGCAUGGGGAAAGUGUUCCUCACGAUGUGGAUGGGGUAAAGAAAUGAGAUUAGUUAUAUGUGUUGAUAAACAAGGAAGAAGAAGGUCAAGAAAACGAUGUCGUAGAGAUCUAAAACCUGAAUCAAGACAAGAUUGUUACAGUGGGCCAUGUUAUGCUAAGUCCUGUUUAGAGUUGAAAGAUAAGACAUCAAUAAGACAUGAUGAUAUGUACAGUAUAUUGGUGAAAGGGAGAAUUUUACAGGUAUUCUGUAAAAAUAUGAAAAGCAAUAAACCUGAAGAGUAUAUCACAUUACCUGCUGGGGGUGGUGAUAACUAUGCUGAAAUUUAUGACAUGAGGUUGAAAAGAGCUAGGUCAUGUCCAAAUAAUGGAUCAAGAAUUGAAAAUGAUAGUUCCAAAUUCCGUACUUCACCUUACCGAUUAGCAGGAUAUACAUCAUACACUAAACUUCGCCUAGAUCUCAAGACAAUGAUAGUCAACACCACAGAUACUUCAUUUGCCACAUCCCAUAGUGGAAAAUACAUUCCUUUUGCAUCUGCUGGUGACUGUUAUAGUGCCAAGAAUCAUUGCCCUCAGGGUCGAUUCAGUAUCAACUUAUCUGGCACUGGUUUGCUAGUGUCUAAAAAUACCACAUGGAAUUCAUAUGGAAAACGUACCUCAAAAUCUAUACAAAUACUCAAUGAUAGAGAAGUUGUGCAAGGUGUUUGUGGUGGACAUUGUGGUACAUGCUCACCAGACGUAAGCUUUGGUCUUCAGUUAGAUGUACGACAUUGAUGAUGGAGGAUUUUAGAAGAUGAUACACAUUCAGCAAUACUCAUGGAAGAAUUCUCACUCCACGACGUGUACAUAUCUCAUUUCUCAUGUAUAUAUUUCCAUUCUAAUAUUUAUAUAACAGUAUCACUGCUAUAAACUUUUUCCGUCCAAAGGAAGAAAUCUCAGAAAACCAGUCUGAUACUUGGUGUACAAAUACUUAGUUAUCAAUGGAAUGGGUUGCUGGCAGUGCAAACAGUCCUCAAAUGUUAUUGGACUUUGUGGAGUUUUUGUCAAGGUCAUUGAAUAUAUCUUUAGGAUAUAUCUUGAGAAUGAAAAUACAUUGACAGGAAAGUUGUAGUAAAAACUAUUCUAAUUUAUAGAGCAGUAAAAGGACUUAAAAUUGAAAAAAGUGCAAUUUUGUACAUUGCUGUCUUUCAGAGGAUGAUUUGUUUGAGGAACAAAGACGUUAUUAUUUAUAGAAGCAGUGUAAUGAUGAAAUCCACAGAUAUUGAAAUGGUGCUAUAUAACAAACAUUGAUAUUAUUUAAAUUUUGUAAUUGAAAUGUCUUUUAUAUUUAUUAUAAAUUUGUUUUGAGUCUGUAUUUUAUUUUGUAUAUUUUUAUGGCCCAUUAUUGUAACUUUUUCAUUUUUCAUCUUGUUUUGUAUUUCACCAGAAAAAAGUAUGCAAUUAUACAAAAAGUU
Messenger RNA from Mytilus trossulus (common blue mussel), 6426 nucleotides. RefSeq names its product A disintegrin and metalloproteinase with thrombospondin motifs 9-like. Lineage: Eukaryota; Metazoa; Mollusca; Bivalvia; Mytilida; Mytilidae. The transcript has 39 exons. Gene Ontology annotation, cellular component: extracellular matrix. Gene Ontology annotation, biological process: extracellular matrix organization; proteolysis. Gene Ontology annotation, molecular function: metalloendopeptidase activity; zinc ion binding. The coding region runs from base 74 to 5746 and encodes 1890 amino acids. The record is from RefSeq and is a predicted model, not a curated record.